Molecule: messenger RNA, 1293 nt
Organism: Orbilia oligospora ATCC 24927
Lineage: Eukaryota; Fungi; Ascomycota; Orbiliomycetes; Orbiliales; Orbiliaceae
Exons: 3
Coding region: 1-1293 (430 amino acids)
Biological process (GO): homogentisate catabolic process; L-phenylalanine catabolic process; L-tyrosine catabolic process
Molecular function (GO): fumarylacetoacetase activity
Source: RefSeq, a predicted model, not a curated record
AUGUCGUUCAUCACAAUCCCACAAGACAGCGACUUCACACUCGCCAAUAUCCCCUUCGGCGUCUUCUCCACCUCCACAAAUUCCACCCCUCGUCCGUGCACAGCUAUCGGAAAUCAUGUUCUCGACCUUUCCGCUCUAUCAUCUACCAUCCUACCAAAGGUCCUAUCUUCAGAUGCAUCUGAAAUCUGUAGUGCUCUUCAGAAAACAACGCUCAACGCAUUCGCAGCGUUAGGACGGACCGCCCGAAUUGCUGUUCGAAAUGCUAUUAUUGAAGCCGUAAAGACUGGUUCGCAAUGGCAGUCUGAGGUUGAAAGCGCAUUGGUUAAGAUGGCAGAUGCUAAGAUGCAUCUUCCAAUGGAGAUUGGAGAUUACACUGACUUCUAUGCUGGGAAGAACCAUGCUUUCAACGUUGGUGUUCUCUUCCGUGGUCCAGCAAAUGCCCUCCAGCCAAACUAUACCCACCUUCCAGUCGGUUAUCACGGUCGAGCCUCCACGGUCGUAGUCUCCGGCACACCCCUCAGACGCCCGCUUGGACAAACCUGCCCUCCUACAAACUCCACCCCAAAUUUCGACCAAUGUAAUAGACUUGACAUCGAACUCGAAAUGGCUUGUUACGUUUCCCGACCAAAUGAGAUGGGCAGUCCGGUCGAUAUUGCCAAUGCCGAAGACCACAUCUUUGGAUACAGUCUUAUGAACGAUUGGAGUGCUAGAGAUAUACAGGCUUGGGAAUAUGUCCCACUUGGACCUUUCAAUGCCAAGAACUUCGGGACUACCGUUGGAGCCUGGAUUGUUACCGAUGAGGCUUUGGAGGGGUUUAGGACUGCACAGUUGGAGGGUGGAGAGGUUUUGCCGUAUUUGAAGGACGAGAAGAGAAGUGGAAAGGGGGUGUUCGAUGUCGAGCUUGAAGUACUCGUCAAGCCGGCCGGACAACAGGAGUUCUCAAGAGUAUUCACUUCAAACUCGAAGAACCUACUCUUCUCAUUCUCGCAGAUGCUUGCGCAUCACACUAUUACUGGUUGCGCCAUGCGUACCGGUGAUUUACUGGGGUCGGGAACCAUCUCCGGCACCGAUAAAACGUCGGUCGGAAGCUACCUCGAAGCCACACAAGGCGGUAAGGAAGACAUUGAUAUCAACGGCGUGAAGAGGAAAUGGUUAGAAGAUGGAGAUGAGGUUAUCUUGAGAGGGCAUGCGGGCAGCGGAGAAGGCAGAGUUGGGUUUGGAGAGUGUUCCGGUGUGAUUCUGCCGGCGGAGUGGGGGAGGUGGAGUAAAGUCACUGGAAUGAAAAAAGAGUGA